AUGGCGUACAAGAUGGUUCAUCAUCUUACUCAUGCUUCUGAAUUACCACAUUUAGACUGUAUGAGACAUAAGCAAGAAGUUAUCAUUGAAGGGCUGGUUGAUGGUCAGUCUGGAUGUCCUCCCAACAUGGAUCCACCAAUAGUGGUUCAGAAGAAGAUUCUAAAGAAGAAUAGUGACUAUGGUAUGAUUGGAAUACUUUAUCAUAACUCUAGAGUGUUGAUACAUCAAAAACUUGAUGUUAUGCUUGGUGAAGCUGAAAUUGGUGUAAAGAAGUCUUGCUGCAGGUUGUAUAGAAAAAUAUAUGUAUCAUCCAUUGCUCUCCACAACAUUCCAUAA
Messenger RNA from Vicia faba (fava bean), 336 nucleotides. Lineage: Eukaryota; Viridiplantae; Streptophyta; Magnoliopsida; Fabales; Fabaceae. The record is from the annotation of a GenBank genome assembly.